GUUUUAUUAAGGGAUACGUAUAACACAGGAAGUUCUUCACAAAAGAGGAACCAGGAACGUGAAAAACUCAAAUGAUGAAAGGAGAGUCAAACACUGAGCCAGAAGAAUGGAGAUGCCUCUGAUGGUUCUGCUUUGUUUUCUGGCAGGGGUUUCAGACGUGGACGCGUAUGAUCUGAGUCGAACAGGGAAGGAGGGGGAAGAUAUCACAAUUACAUGUUCUCACUCCUAUGCUUACAGCAACACAAAGUAUUUCUGCAGAGGAGAAUGUGACUACAAAGAUGCCCUCAUAACCAGCGAAGGUCCAAACACAGCCAAGUAUCACAUAACUGACAGAGGGAAUGAUUUUGAUGUGACCAUUUAUAACCUGGAGGUGAACGACUCAGGAUCAUACAGGUGUGGAAUAGACAGAGUUUUUAAGGACACAUAUAAUAAAGUUCACCUCACCGUUGUUGAAAAGCCAAGGGAGGAGAAGAAAGAACCAGAUGAGAAGAAGAAUAGCAGUGCAACCAUGAAGAAUGAAACUGCAGCGAAGAGGAACCUAACUACAGACGACAACAGUGAAACUGUUGAGGUGAAGAACAAAACUGAGGAGGAGAGGAACGUCACUGACGCGCCAGAGGAUACUAGAGAACUAUCUACAUCCUCAGAAACUGUGGUGUACAUUGGAGCAGGACUGGGGAUUUGCCUUGGGGUUCUGGUUUUGGUCCUUCUCUUGUUCUGCCUCCAACGAAGGAGAUAUUUGGGAGCAUCCUCUGCUGAAAAACCAGACCGUCGCUCCACCAACUCUCCAGAACAAGAAACGGUCAUUUACUCUCUGGUCACUGCGGACAGAGCCUUCCAGGUUCCUGCAGACGCCGCGCUCUACUGCAACAUGCCCUCCAGCCAACCCAGGAGCAUGGAAGUGCCUCCAUCUGAGGAGGUCACCUAUUCUGCCAUCAGAGGAGCUCAUGCUGAUCCAGUCUGACUUCCCUUCUCUGUUUCUCACUGUAGCGCUGCAUUCACAUCUGACUCCAUGCUGUUUAGUGACAUGUGGAAAAGUGGUUUCUGAUCCUUUCCUCAGAGAUCUGUCUCAGAUGAGACAUGCUAUUUACUCAGUGUUUUUGUCCUUGAUUUUAAUAUUCCUCUACGAUUCACUGUACCUUCCUGUAGAGAGCUUCUGUAUGAGCUUUGAACACAAACUGCUGCACAGGUUUCUAUGAAUGUAUCAGCUGCUGCAAGUUCCUGAAGCCAAAGAGACGUUUGGAGGAGGUCACCCUCAUCUGCAUGAGACAUGAUAAAAGGGCUCAGGUUCAUGUUCACUGGACAGUUUUCAUGCUUCCAUCAGCAACACCGAUCACCUGUAGUACAAAAGUAAGCAGCGAUGCAUUGAAGUAUAUAAAUUGUUACACGCUUUUGUCUUAACUUGAGUUGUUGUGAUUCGUGUGUCAGAUCUGUGGUCAGCUCAGAUGCUGCAACCAGGGCUUCAACGCUGGCCAGGCCUUGUUCUCGAUGAACUGAAGAGAGAAAUACCACUCACACACACAACAAUAUCCACCUGUUUAUUCAUCAAAUAUCGAUGUAGCACACCUAACAUUUCAAUACUUUUAUUGUGA
This is a messenger RNA of Synchiropus splendidus (mandarinfish), 1592 nucleotides long. RefSeq lists its product as uncharacterized. The coding region runs from base 107 to 964 and encodes 285 amino acids. The record is from RefSeq and is a predicted model, not a curated record. The transcript has 5 exons. NCBI's taxonomy places the organism in Eukaryota, Metazoa, Chordata, Actinopteri, Syngnathiformes, Callionymidae.